Molecule: messenger RNA, 3236 nt
Organism: Seriola dumerili (greater amberjack)
Lineage: Eukaryota; Metazoa; Chordata; Actinopteri; Carangiformes; Carangidae
Gene: swap70a
Product: switch-associated protein 70-like
Exons: 12
Coding region: 69-1856 (595 amino acids)
Cellular component (GO): nucleus; cytoplasm
Source: RefSeq, a predicted model, not a curated record
UCAACAGAGUGACACACAAACACACAGCACAGACUCACAGAGCGCCUCCGGUACUGCUGAGAGACAGAAUGUGGCCUCGAGACGAGCUUUUGAAGACCAUAUGGCACGCUUUCAUAGCCCUGGACGUGGACCAUCGUGGAAAAGUUUCCAAGUCUCAGUUAAAGGUGCUGUCUCACAACCUGUGCACAGUGAUGAGGAUCCCUCAUGACCCUGUGGCCCUUGAAAAACAUUUUAAGGAUGAUGAUCAAGGGCCUCUGUCCAACGAAGGCUACAUGCCUUACCUCAACAAGUUUAUUCUUGACAAGGUCCGGGAGGAUUUUGAUGUACUAGAGUUCAACAAGAUGUGCUGGACACUGUGUUACAAGAAAAAUAUCUGCACUAAACAUCUACUCAUCACAGAUGAGGAUUCUUUCAAAAUCUGGUGUAUUUUCAACUUUCUGUCAGAAGAUAAAUACCCACUAGUCAUCAUCAUUGAAGAGAUUGAGUACUUUCUGCGAAAGCUGAUGGAGACCAUGCGGACUGAAUGGAGUGAGGAGAAGUUUUCCGAUUACAAGCUGCAGCUGAACACAAAGAAGAACUGCCUGACUGCCUGGGAGCUGAUUGAAGUGGUGGGGAUGGGUUACUUCAGCAAGGGCCUGAAUCGCCAGUCCAUGUCCCUGGGCAUCAAUGAGGUCUUCCAGGAGCUCAUACUGGAUGUGCUCAAGCAGUCUCUUUGCUUAACUCCUCGCUGUGUUUUGAAGGGAUACAUGAUGAAAAAGGGCCACAAAAGGAAGAACUGGACUGAGCGCUGGUUUAUCCUUCGACCCAACUCGCUGUCAUAUUAUGUCUGUGAGGAUCUGGUGGAGCAGAAAGGAAAAAUCGCUCUGGACCAAAACUGCUGUGUGGAGUCUCUGCCAGAUAAAGACGGGAAGAAAUGCCUGUUUAUUAUCAAGUGCACUGAUAAAAGCUUUGAGAUCAGUGCAUCAGAUAAAAAGAAGAAGCAGGAAUGGAUUCAAGCAAUUCAAACGUGCAUCCAGCUGCUGAGGUUGGGGCUGCCGUCUCCUCACCGUGAGGCCCGACUGAGGCGCAGGGAGCUCCGGCAGAGGCAGCAUGUGGAAGAGGAUCAUCUGGUGGAGAAGAUGAGGCAGCUCCAGGUGGCCAAUGAGAACAAACAGAGACAGCUGGAGGCCAUGAGGGAGAAAAUGGAAGAGGCUGAAGCUAAAGCAGCAUUAGAGGAGCACAAGAUGUUGAAGACUCAGUUAGACCUACAGGAUCGCUACAGACUGGACCUGGAGAGAGAGAAAAUGAUGGAGGAGCAGGUGGCUCAGAAGUCCAGUGAACUGGAGCAGUACCUGCAGCGUGUCCGGGAGCUGGAGGACAUGUACCACCGGCUGGAGGAGGCUUUAGAGGACGAGAGGCAGGCCAAGCAGGAUGAGGAGGCCAUGCGAAAACUACAGGCCAGGCUGCUGGAGGAGGAGACAACAAAGAGGGCAGAGCUGGAGCAGUUCCACCUGCAGCAGCAGAGGGCGCUCUCUCAGACUGAGGCUGAGAAGCAGGAGCUGGUGGCCGAACAGCUGGCCAAGGAAAGAGAGCUGCAGACAGCCAUGCUACAGCUGGAUAGACUGGAGAAGGAUCGGAAGGGAGCACUGGAGCAGUAUGAGGAGGUGUCGAGGAAACUUGAACGAGCAGCUAACAAGACAAAGACUUGGAAAGACAAGGUGGCCAAACAUGAGGGGUUGGUGCGUCUCAUCCAGCCAGGUCAUAAAGGACCUCAGAGGAUCACCAACUGGGGUCCAGCAUCGUUCACUGAUGCUGAGCUGGAGAUGAGGAAGAAGUCAUGGCAGGAGAGUAAGAACCAGGGGGCUCAGGCUCAGUAAAGACUCAACAUAAUAGAUGGCUCACAUAGCAAAACUGAUUAGGAAAACUCUGACUAUAAUUAACUGUGGAGCCCAAAUUGUCACAUUUCAGGUCUGAAGAAGUUUGACAAUGUGAAUGUACUGAGCCACAGGAAAGUGUGUACAGCUUUGAUUAAUUGUGUUUUACCAGUUUUAUAACAAAAAAAUCCCAUUCAAGCCUCAGAAGCUCAUUCUUGACUGUGGAAGUUUUAGUCUGACAAAAUGAUCUUAAAUCAAGGUCAAUGUCCGCUUAUGGGUUUUUUUCUAGUGAUGAAAGAUCAUGUGAAGACAUCUUAAUCAUUACCAAGACAGUGAAGCAAACUUCAUCCACUGAUGAAUCCUGUCAGAUGUGGUUGAAAUCCCCUGGAAUAAAAGCCGUAAGUGGAGCAUGAGUUAAGAUUAUUUUGUCAAAAAUGAUUAUAUAAUUUUUAUUUUUCUCAAUUGAAUUUCUUUUUUAAUUUAGACCGUCCUUUCUCAUUUCUUGUGCUAUGUUUAAUUUAACUGCUUGGCAGUUUUUUCAUAUUUUGUUUGUUUUAACGUUUCUUUACUUUGAGAACACACUCGCAGUGAGGUGCGGCACAGUGUCAGCUUCAAGUCCAUCAAAAACUAGUUUAAUCUUUGAUCUGAACUUUUUAACCCAUCCGUGGAUAAAAAGGCUGAAUAUCCAUUGACAAUGGAGUAGUUAAAUGGUGUAUUCUUUCAACCUAACUAUCCACACUACUCUUUCAAAACACAAUCACUGCCAUCACUUCACAUUAGGGGUAACCCUAACUAAUUUAAAAGUCUUUUUGCAUUUGAACACAUCCAUCCAACAGCUAAAUUUCCAGUACCUCUCAGAGAAAUCCUGUUAACAAAUAUAAUCCAGUGGACUCUACAGAAAUGGCUUCAGGUUGAACUCUUCUUUUAACCUUCUUAUAAACCCAGUGUGCCUCCCUCACAAGAAGCAGCUUCUGUAAAUCUCCCCCUCUCAGGCUGUGUUCUCAGACACCACCCUGAUGAAGGGGAAAUAGUGUGGUGUUCAGGAGAAGAGCUGUGUAACAUGUUUUAAUUUAGAUGUUUUUGUGUUUUGACAUAAACUUGUUAUGAUGUAAACUAGUGAAAAAAUAUAUGGAGCAUUUUACUGAUACUACUGAUAUAUCUACUGGGUAUAACAGUAGAUAUAUAUUUCCACUUAAGCUCAGUUUAUUAGAUAAAGUUGAAUGAAUUGCAUCCAUUUGUCAUAACUAAGAUGAUAAAAUAGAAAUAAAUAAAACACCAUCUAUUUUUUAUGAAAGUGGGUGGCUGUAUUCAUUUCAGAGGUCUCUACAUUUCAUAGGUUGAGGAGAGGCUGUUUACAAAUAAAGCUUUACCAUUUCUUUCUCA